This is a messenger RNA of Pieris brassicae (large cabbage white), 5578 nucleotides long. Its product is annotated as protein tweety. The coding region runs from base 429 to 2117 and encodes 562 amino acids. Gene Ontology annotation, cellular component: plasma membrane. The record is from RefSeq and is a predicted model, not a curated record. Gene Ontology annotation, molecular function: volume-sensitive chloride channel activity; intracellularly calcium-gated chloride channel activity. The transcript has 16 exons. NCBI's taxonomy places the organism in Eukaryota, Metazoa, Arthropoda, Insecta, Lepidoptera, Pieridae.
AUUUUUCAGUUUUCUAAAGAUUCUUUGAGUUGUGGAUGUUCGAAUUGUGUGCGGAUUAUUUGUAUUUGAGAUGCUAAUUUUCUCCUAUUUUAUUACUGAUUAUUGGACGUUUUGUGACACAAAUAGUUUUUGAUAUAUAUUACACAGUUUUUUUUUCUUAUUGAAAGUAGUGUUUUGCGUAUAUCAGUGCUUUUAUUUGCGUAGAAUCUUGAGUGGUUGUGUAUGGUGGUCGGCUCUUCAAGAUUUUGUGCUUCAGUCGGCUUCAUAUAAAUUCAAGGAACUUGUUAUGAGCCUCGAUGUGAUGUGCUCCCGAUAGGGUUAUGGUGCCAGCUGUUGCGGCGAAUAUGGCUUCAUAAGUCAAAGAAGGAUUUAUCUUUGUGCUCAUGUAUUAAUAAUGCAAUGUCAUAGUGGUUCAGAGAUAAACCGCGAUGGGUGGCGUGGGCGUAUCCGAGGAGUACGUCCCGCCGCGGCUUUCGCGGCUGCUGCACGCGCUGCCUCACAUCAACGUCACGUUGCAUCGAGUCAACGACACCUUUGCGCCAAACUCCCCUAUCUACCUAGAGAGCCUCGGAAUCUUGGGUUCGAUUCCCGGCGCAUGGCUGAUCCUCACACUUACAGUGCUGCUCAUUUACUUGCUCACGAGAUGCUGCGAUCGGAAGCAACGACCGCCCAAGAGCAUCACUGCGCUCAAGAUAACACUGAUGAUACUGUCAGUUCUGUGCUGCGGCGCAAUCGGCAUGGGCCUCUUCGGCAACGACGACCUUCACAACGCCAUGCUUCAGAGUAUCCAGGCGGGAAACCAGCUCGCCGCUCUUGUCAACAAUGUUAAGAAUCAGUCAAGUAUAUUAGAAGAAGCGAUGGGAUCACGAGCGCGUGCGCCAUUGGCCCGUCUCGCGGACGCAUUAGACGCACCCGUUGCAAACCAAACAGCGCUUGGUACGCUGUUACGAGCACUUUCAGCGCUGAGAAAUAACGCUAGCGCUGCUGCCUCCGCCGCUGAUAACUUGCGACGCCCGCUGGCUGCGCUGAACCUUGAUUCUUUUAUGAAGCGUGUAUGGGUGUGGGAGGCAGCUCGUUGGGCGGGUGGAAUGGCGGGAUGGUGCUGCGGUGGUGCCGUUUGCGUCGCACUUCUUGCGGCUGCCGCUCGACGGUCGCGACCUGCUCUGCUUUCGCUUUGUGUAUGUGCGCUGGGUGCACUAGUAGCGUGCUGGGCAGCGGGUGCGGCGUUGGUAGCGGGAUCUGUAGCGGCGGCUGACGCCUGCCAAGAACCCGCUCGCGCUGUUGCAUUGUACGCACCGCAUCGUCUACCACUUGACAUGGUCCAUUACUACCUUUCGUGCAAGGUGUCUCGCGAGAACGUGCUGACAGCGGAGCUGAGGAACGCACAACGCGCGGUCGUCGCCGUAAGGCAGGCCCUCGCCAUCCUCUCUAGAGGCGCUCCGGAACUGUUCAAUGACCCUGGUCUGCAACCAGCCUUGGGUGCGCUCGGAGCUGGUACAGGCGAAGCAGAGCGUGCUCUUGUGUCUUUGAGCUCGGCCCUCGAAUGUCGCACGGCUCGUACCUACUUCGUCACCGCCGCACGCGCAGCUUGCGAUGCUGGUCUUCAGGCACUGACCCUUCAGCUGUUAGCUGCGAUAGUGGCCGGAAUCUUAUUCACCGCUAUUGUUCUAGUCGACUCCCACGCUUGGAUAUAUAUUAACACAAAGAUAGGGAGGCAAUCGAGCCUACGGGACGCCCAAAAAGGGCAGUCAUCGCAGCCCAUGGACACCCAUUAUAGUGGACGAGCCCCUAGCGGUGAGGAGCAGGCCCCGUUCUUAGGCGGGGCUGGAUCUCGGACUCUGCCCCGCCCGGCACCAUUUCCUAAUGGAAAGCCGCCUUCGUACAGCGCUGCCGUGCAACUCAUGGACCUCAACGACAGACCUGAUCGAGAACGACCCAGGUCGCGUAUAUCAGGCAGUGCAACGCUAGGCCGUAACAGCGGCGGUGUGGGCGGGGUGGAAAGGGCGGGCGGCUUGGGUUUGGGCGGUGCCCAUACUCUAGGUCGAGCCCCUCACAACGGCAAGUAUGCCACCCUCAGCAAGCAGUGCAAGACGCUUGAGAGUAAUGACUUCUACUGAGAACGGCCCGGCGGCGCGCCCGAACACAAUGCUGGUCAGGCGAGCCGCACGGGCAGCCUGAACCGCUUCGACCCUAAGUACGCGUCGUUCGGACCGCGAGCGCCGCGUCCUCGCCCCCCUGCGCCGCCGCCCGCCCUCCACACCUUCUCGCCGGAACCGCCCGCUCACGCGCCGCCCGCCCACGACAAAUACGCUACGGUGCGGCCCCAACGCCGCACGGAUCCGCAACCGCUCUCCGCCGCGGCGUUAGAGUACCGCAGCCUCCAACGCCCGAGAAGACAACCCCACAACAACACCCACAGACGACGCCCGGAACGACACGACCAGAGAGAUCUCUACGCGGUCACCGAGUUGUAGGACCAGCGAGGUACGAAGGUACGGACUUGCGUGCACGGCUGCACGUAUGGCGAUGAGGUUUGACGGAUCCAGUGUAGUAAAUACAAAACUUUGGUUAGUUUAACUGCGAUCCGUUGUGGGAUGUUUCAGUUCGUUACUUGGUACCUUAAUCGAUAAAGUGGUUUCGUUUAUGACUUACGAAGUAAUCCGUACUCGAACGUACAUACGUACGAGAGUACGCACCUAACGUACAAAUUGAUUACCGAUUCUCAAUAUGAACCUUUGUGAAAGCGUCUUUACGAAUAGCUUUUUCUCUAUGCUGGACAUAGAUGUAAGAGCGUAUUAGUAAAAGUAUUGCUUCCGAGUGAUUUUACUUUUGUCUCGAUCAAGAAAGUCUGAAGGAACAGACUAUGGCUGUGUACUCUUAACGACUGAUUUAAGGCGUUAAUUAAUUUCCCAUUAACGAUAAUGUUACUCAAAUUAUUUCGAUUUCUCUUGAGUAAUUAGCUCAAUAUAAAUUUAGUAUAAUCGAUUUAGCUAAAUUUACAACAUUCUGCUAAAAGUAACGUUGUAACACGUUUGACAAAGUUUAGUGCAAAUAAAAAUAUUGGCAUUUAAACGUAAUAUGUAAUUUAUGUAAAGUAGUCUGGCGAGUAGAGGCUCGGAGCCUAAAGUAGUCAUUGUAUAUAACUAGGAAUUAUCUCGUAAUGAACAGGCUUUGUGUGACUUUUAAUCUUUUGAAUAUUUAUUGAUGAAUGAUAAUGCACUUUUUUACAAAUUACUCGGUUCUAGCCGAUUUUUAAUUAGGUAUAGCGUGGACCUAAUUGUAUAUAACGUUUCUUAACUAUUCUAAGGGCAUUCCACCGUAAUUGUAGAAUGUGAAUUGGACUUAGCGGUGUUGAGGUGCAAAACUACUGCCAAUCGAAAGCUAGGUUAGGUUCUCACAAAUCUAACACCAUUUAGGUUUAAGCGGAUAAGAUUGCGAAAAUCAAAACCACGUUUUGGCAUUUUUUCUAUUUUCAUUGGCCUAUUGAAUAUUUGGACAAUAUUUUCUGUAAUUUUCGCGAUCUUUACUCCAGUGUUUGUUCUUCCAAUGCUUAAUAUGCUCAGUGGAGUGGAAUACUAGCACAAAACAACAAUUUCACGAAUUUUAUGACAAUCUAUUAGAGCUUCCUUUAAAGUGAAGCCCGUUUCUAAUUCAUAUAAAACUUGUCUUUUAAAGCUAAAUCCUUCUAUCGAAUUGUAUUUUCAAACUGAUGAAAAGAGACAGAUCAUUGUUAAAUUUUAGUUUUGGAGAUGGGAAAUUUUUGCAUAGUUGUGUGUGUAUGGCAUUGGCAUGUAUUCUACUCGUGCAGAUUUCGAGGUAUUGCAUUGGUCGAACAGCGCUUAGUUAGGCUAGAUGUAAAGCGAAUGGUACCAGUUUUUAUUCAGUAUUAAAAAUAGUGAAUUUUGUGAGAAUUUACAACGACGUUUCAUACGUUUUUAAUGGUAAUCAUUUUAAUAAAGGUACCGUAAGCAGUGUAUUCGCCAAAGAUAUGCAUAAUAUAAGUAGAUAAAGUAAGGUAACGGCUACUAAGGUUAGUUUGUACAAAUAUUAUUUCUCUUUAUGAGUAUAUUGCCUAUUUUGUAUCUAUUAACUUUAAAGUGUUGCUCAAUUUUAUAACUUAUCGUAACAUACUUUUUUGAGCAAAUUCUUUUGUCUGUGGUUUUGAUAACUAGCGGUGUAUACUAAAAGCAAAUUAUAAAUUGUCUAAAGAAAAAGUUACAAACCAUUCUUAUUUAUGCUACUUCGGGUGACGCUAAUGGAAGAAUUCGCUAUCCGAAGGGUGUAAGAUAUUUAUUGCGUUUUUAUAUAAUUAUUUAUCUGUUGUAAAAUAGUGUACAAUUUUCUAUUUAACAUUAAGAAUGAGGGAUGUGUGACGGGUGGAUUUUAUGGACAAACCUAUGCAAUAAAUCAGUGCUGUAGCUUUGCCAUUUAAGACAAUUGUCUAUUGUAAUAUCCAGAGACAAAGGUACAGCAUUUAUAAUCUAUACACGGUUUUCAAUGUAAGUAAUGCACACUAUUUAUUAUCUUCAUUAAAUAAUUAGACAGUUAUCAUGUUUUAGAAAUAUACCAAUAUACGUUGCUAGUCGCAAUGUUGCUUUCAGUUAAAUUUUUCAUAUACAAUAUCGUUGGUUAAGUCUGCUAAGCGUGAUGGUAUUAAGAUAUUUUUUCAUUUAACAUUUAUAUAUGUAAAUCUUUCAUUUUCACAAUUCUUCUUAAACUGAAACAAGAAAAUUUGUGAUACUUAUCCAGUUGUCAAUAUACAAACCGAGUGAUUCUUAUCUGUCAAAUGUAAAUUUCAAAGCGUGUUGACACAUUCGCAUUUGAAAUUGAUAGAUUUUAGAACGAGUUUUUUUAUCAAUUACGGAAAUAAGACGUAACUCAAUGUCUCUAUGCGUCUAAUCUGUUUUAUUUCAAUAAAAACAUAAAUUUGGCCUAAAGGUACCAGGCCAGGUAGGUAGAUACCAGGUCAUAAACUCCAAAACAAAAAAAAUACAGAAAACUGAAACUGUUUUUAAGAAAAAGCAAAGUAUGACAAGUCCACUUUAUGUAAUAAGUUCUUUUAAGACAGCCCAUCAAAAGCUUAGCAUACUAAAUCUGGGAUAUCUGUAUUCUAGUAUAAUCUGCACAAUUAUAAAGGUUACCAAGACGAGAAAUUGUUUGAUGAAGCAUUUAGUGUUGCCAUUUAAAAUUUUAUUUAUUUAGGGGAAAUAUUUUCAAAAUAUGGCAGUUUUAUUAAGGUGCCAUAUAUUAUAUGAACGUUUAUACAUUUUUAUGUUGUAUGCAAUACUUUAUGCUUUUUCGAGUCAAUUAUGGUGCGUAUGUUACAAUUUGUAUUUAGUCUUAUUGCGUUGUAAUAAUUACUUAGUCAUUAGAGGGUUUAAUUUACCGCCUACACAGCUAAUUGUUAUUAGCAGAACAAUACCUUGUGAUUCCUGCGUGAUUGUUUUAAAUUAUUUAAAUUAUGGAAAUUAUCACAACGCAAUACGACAAUUUUUCAGGCACUAAUGUGCGAGUGUAAACGGUUGAUGAUUAGAUCAAGUGUACGAGUUUACAAAAAUAAAUAAAUGGAUAAUAAUAA